Messenger RNA from Capsella rubella, 974 nucleotides. RefSeq names its product probable WRKY transcription factor 49. Lineage: Eukaryota; Viridiplantae; Streptophyta; Magnoliopsida; Brassicales; Brassicaceae. The record is from RefSeq and is a predicted model, not a curated record. The coding region runs from base 7 to 936 and encodes 309 amino acids. Gene Ontology annotation, biological process: regulation of DNA-templated transcription. The transcript has 3 exons. Gene Ontology annotation, molecular function: sequence-specific DNA binding; DNA-binding transcription factor activity.
ACUCAAAUGGCAAUAGAUAUGAUUUAUGGCAACGACGCUGUCGAAGACCUUUUGGUUAUUGAUCCACCUCUCUUCUUUCUGAGUCAAGAACAACAUCAUAGUCUUAUGCCAAAUGAAGAGUCCAUCACCAACAAGUUCUUCUCAUCAACACUUUACUCCGGUCCACGAAUCCAAGAUUUUGCUAACGUUCUGGCUGAUGUGGUUGAACAACAGACCCAACCAGGCCAAGAAAUCUCCAAACCAACGCUUCCACUAUUGGAAAGAACUAGUUUGAGCAAAGUGGAUAGGUACACUUUAAAGGUGAAGAAUAAUAGUAAUGGACUGAGUGAUGAUGGAUACAAAUGGAGAAAAUAUGGCCAAAAAUCCAUUAAAAACAGCCCUAACCCAAGGAGUUAUUACAAGUGCACAAACCCAAUAUGCAAUGCCAAGAAGCAAGUGGAGAGAUCAAUUGAUGAGCCUAAUACAUACAUUAUCACCUACGAAGGUUUCCAUUUCCACUACAACUACCCUUUCGUCCUACCGGAUACGACACAUUGGCCCAAUAAAAAGGCGAAAAUACUUAAACACGAUGAUCCAAUUAACAAAACAUCUCAAACCCAAGAAGAAACCAAACAAGCCCAUUUAACUGAGCCUGCCAACCAAAAUCAUCCAGCCCAUAAAGCCGAAGAAAACACACCGGUUAAUGAACUGUUUUUCCCGGUUGAUCACUGUCGGGGGCAACAAGGGCUUCUAGAAGAUGUGGUGGCUCCGGCAAUGAAAACUACUCUGGCCAGACACAGUGUUUUGGCAUCAUCUUGGUCUUCAUUGUCGUCGUCUUGUACUUCCUCCUCGUGCUCUUCUUCUCCACCUCUUUCUCCAUCUUCUUUAUGUUGGUCUCCCAAUGUUGACAUCACAUUUAGUGAUGAAAUUCUUGAAUUACUCCGUCGGAUCUCAUAACUUUUAAGCAUUUAUGUUUUAUGAUAUAUUUUUAAAUA